UCCAUCACCCCCAAACUUAGAUUUAAGAUUACUAUGAAUUUAUUUAUGUAGGAAAGCAGGAGGGAGGGUCGGUUUCUUUCUUUCAUACCUCCACCGCCACCACCACCAUGAUGAUGAUGAAGCGUCGUCACCAUUUCAGCUUUGCCCGCUCGGCUUUGGAAUUGGGCUUGGUUUCAGUUUCCAAUUCCAGUUGCUUCUUGGCCCACUUGGAAACUGCCUCGUCUUCCACCUCCGGAAUUGGAAUUAUUCAUGCUAACGGUUCACUUCCCCCUCAAAUGAGUGCAUCCACGCCAAGGAUGUUCGCUACUUCUAGCGCUAACUUAUCAGAACAUCUUCCUAAUAACAAUCCUGCUUCUGAUAUGUUAAUCGACUCAUUUGGGAGGCUCCACACUUACUUGAGGAUCUCCUUGACAGAACGUUGCAAUCUCCGCUGUCAAUACUGUAUGCCAGCUGACGGUGUGGAGCUCACCCCCAGCCCUAAACUUCUUUCACAGACUGAGAUUGUUCGCUUGGCAAAGCUGUUUGUAAGCUCAGGAGUAGACAAAAUUCGUUUGACUGGAGGGGAGCCAACCGUAAGGAAAGAUAUUGAAGACAUAUGUUUAAACUUAUCUAACUUGAAUGGAUUGAAAACGCUGGCCAUUACUACCAAUGGAAUUACUCUUGCAAGAAAACUUCCCAAGCUCAAAGAAUGUGGCCUUACUGCUCUCAAUAUUAGCUUAGACACGUUGGUCCCUGCAAAGUUCGAAUUUAUGACCAGGCGUAAAGGCCAUCAACGGGUUAUGGAAUCAAUUAACACUGCCAUAGAACUUGGAUAUAAUCCUGUUAAAGUAAACUGCGUGGUGAUGCGUGGAUUCAAUGAUGAUGAAAUGUGUGAUUUCGUAGAGCUGACACGUGAUAAACCGAUUAACAUUCGAUUCAUUGAAUUCAUGCCUUUUGAUGGAAAUGUUUGGAAUGUUAAAAAACUUGUACCCUACUCGGAAAUGUUGGAUACAGUGGUAAAGCGUUUUACAGGUCUAAAGAGACUUAAGGAUCACCCAACAGAUACGGCCAAGAAUUUCAGGGUAGAUGAACAUGUUGGAGUAGUUUCUUUUAUCACAUCAAUGACUGAGCAUUUUUGUGCGGGUUGCAAUAGACUGCGACUCUUAGCUGAUGGGAACUUCAAAGUUUGCUUGUUUGGUCCUUCAGAGGUCAGCUUAAGAGAUCCUCUUCGUGAUGGUGCUGAUGAUCACGAGCUGAGAGAAAUAAUCGGGUCAGCGGUAAAGAGGAAGAAAGCUUCACACGCCGGAAUGUUUGACAUUGCGAAGACGGCGAAUAGGCCUAUGAUACAUAUUGGUGGCUAAUGCUUGGUUGUGUAGAAUAUAAACUUGGACGCAGAGAGCAUAAACAGAGCCGUCUGUCAUAUUUUGUAGUGCCGAUCUGAGCCUCUCAUUAAAGAGUGGAAAGAACAUGUUGGUGCUGUUUGUUACUGGGGCUGCUGGCAUCUGGAUAAGCAAGCAGUGAGAUACUUGAGCCAGGACAAGAAAAAAGAUGUUGGAUUUGUACUUUUAGAUUUCCUCUGAUCUUUGUUGGCAUUUACGGUGAAAGAAACAUUUUUCCUUGUAACCUAUAUCAUGUAUUAUCGAAGGAAUAAAUAGCUAAAUUGUAUGGACUGAGCAAUUUAGCAAUUGUUCGUAAUUUUGUGUAAUCUUUCCAAUGAACAAGCAUUCAUUUUCUCA
Pyrus x bretschneideri (Chinese white pear) is the source of this 1715-nucleotide messenger RNA. Its product is annotated as GTP 3',8-cyclase, mitochondrial. Gene Ontology annotation, biological process: Mo-molybdopterin cofactor biosynthetic process. NCBI's taxonomy places the organism in Eukaryota, Viridiplantae, Streptophyta, Magnoliopsida, Rosales, Rosaceae. The transcript has 7 exons. Gene Ontology annotation, molecular function: 4 iron, 4 sulfur cluster binding; GTP 3',8'-cyclase activity; cyclic pyranopterin monophosphate synthase activity. The record is from RefSeq and is a predicted model, not a curated record. The coding region runs from base 108 to 1340 and encodes 410 amino acids.